This is a messenger RNA of Equus quagga, 1886 nucleotides long. RefSeq names its product ALX homeobox 1 (gene ALX1). The transcript has 4 exons. Bases 629 to 1609 code for a protein of 326 amino acids. Lineage: Eukaryota; Metazoa; Chordata; Mammalia; Perissodactyla; Equidae. Gene Ontology annotation, biological process: embryonic skeletal system morphogenesis; positive regulation of transcription by RNA polymerase II; negative regulation of DNA-templated transcription. The record is from RefSeq and is a predicted model, not a curated record. Gene Ontology annotation, molecular function: RNA polymerase II transcription regulatory region sequence-specific DNA binding; DNA-binding transcription activator activity, RNA polymerase II-specific.
UUUACGGAUGAAAUAAAACCCCUUUAGAGCAAUACUUCCUUUCAAGUUCUUAAGACGCCUCUAAAUCUUUCUGGUAGCGAGUGGCCAGCGUGGGGGCGGGGUGGGGAGCGGGUGCCGGGCGGGCGGCCCGGGAGGGCGCAGAGAGCGAGGAGUGGAGGGUUAACUGCUUUGCGAUCUCACCAAGCUCCUCCGAAAUGCCAGUCCACAGUCGCGGCGAUAAUGUUUCUGGGUGUCGGGGCCUCGUCCCUCCUGGCAUUUGUCUGAAAUGGAGCUGUCUGUCUAACCUAGGCCUGGACGCGCCCUGCCCGGGUAAGUGGGGGAAGGUGGGGGUGGGGUGGGGAUGGAGGGGGACCCGGGGUGGAGUUAGUCGCCUGCCUAUUUUCAUAUUCAUUAGAACUGGGAGGUUGCCCGAGAAGCCCAGCUGAGUUUCAAGAUAUAAAAGCAACUUCGGGUGCCCCCUUUCCAGCCGGGACAGAUUAAAGGGCUCGGAGCAGGGCAGCUCCCGGCGCCGCAGCGCUCGCUUCCCCUUCCCUCCUCUCGGGCCCUCCCUCCUCCCGCCCACUCGCUCCCUCCCCCAGCGCUCUCCAGCCUCCGCGCCCCAGGAGCUCCGCGACAGCCUUCCAGGAUUAUGGAGUUUCUGAGCGAGAAGUUUGCCCUCAAGAGCCCGCCGAGUAAAAACAGUGACUUCUACAUGGGCGCAGGAGGCGCGUUGGAGCACGUUAUGGAGACGCUGGACAAUGAGUCCUUUUACAGCAAAGCGUCGGCGGGCAAAUGCGUGCAGGCCUUCGGGCCGCUGCCCCGCGCCGAGCAUCACGUGCGCCUGGAGAGGACCUCGCCCUGUCAGGACAGCAGCGUGAACUAUGGGAUCACUAAAGUCGAAGGACAGCCUCUUCACACGGAACUAAAUAGAGCGAUGGACAACUGUAACAGUCUCCGGAUGUCUCCUGUGAAAGGGAUGCCAGAGAAGGGAGAGCUGGAUGAACUUGGGGAUAAAUGUGACAGCAACGUAUCCAGCAGCAAGAAGCGGAGACACCGAACCACCUUCACCAGCUUGCAGCUGGAGGAGCUGGAGAAGGUCUUUCAGAAAACCCAUUACCCGGAUGUAUAUGUCAGAGAACAGCUUGCUCUGAGGACAGAGCUCACUGAGGCCCGGGUCCAGGUUUGGUUUCAAAAUCGAAGGGCCAAAUGGAGAAAAAGAGAACGUUAUGGCCAAAUACAACAAGCUAAAAGCCAUUUCGCCGCCACCUAUGAUAUAUCAGUUUUGCCAAGGACUGACAGCUACCCACAGAUUCAGAACAAUUUGUGGGCAGGAAAUGCGAGCGGCGGUUCUGUGGUUACUUCAUGCAUGUUACCACGUGACACUUCGUCCUGUAUGACACCUUACUCUCACUCGCCUCGGACAGAUUCCAGUUACACAGGGUUUUCAAACCACCAGAACCAGUUCAGCCACGUGCCCCUCAACAAUUUUUUCACUGACUCUCUUCUUACUGGGGCUACCAAUGGACACGCGUUUGAAACAAAGCCAGAGUUUGAACGGAGGUCUUCCAGUAUCGCCGUUCUUCGAAUGAAAGCCAAGGAGCACACUGCCAAUAUUUCAUGGGCCAUGUAACAUACAGUGCUCUUUUAUUUUUCUUUUAAUGGCAAAGUAAAACAUUCUUAUUUCUCAUAUUUAAAGGAUACCACAAUAAGCUGCUGUGUGUGGAAUUGCUAAAGGUCAAGAUAUACAGUGAGACCAGCUUAAAUGAAUAGUUGUUUUUAUUUAACAUUAAAAUCUAAGAAUGAACCUCUGAGAAGACUAAAUAGGUUUACCAUACACCAGUCUCCACAAACUCUGUUUUAGUAGUAGGAUUUUUUUUUCUAUUGUACGAGUCGAUGAAAUAUGAUCA